Rhipicephalus microplus (southern cattle tick) is the source of this 623-nucleotide messenger RNA. RefSeq names its product A-type potassium channel modulatory protein KCNIP1. The record is from RefSeq and is a predicted model, not a curated record. Gene Ontology annotation, molecular function: calcium ion binding. NCBI's taxonomy places the organism in Eukaryota, Metazoa, Arthropoda, Arachnida, Ixodida, Ixodidae.
CGUCGAGGAGGUCGAGGUGGCGGCGGUGCGGUGCCAGCCCGAGCGCAUCGAGGACCUCUGCAGGACCACCAAGUUCUCGCGACAGGAGCUCAAGUUCAUGUACCAGGGAUUCAAGCAGGUCUGUCCCACUGGCGUGGUACACGAGAACACGUUCAAGGAAAUUUACGCACAGUUCUUCCCGCAUGGAGAUGUAAGCCAGUACGCGCACUACUUGUUCCAGGCGUUUGACCAGGACCACAACGGUACAAUAACCUUCCAGGACUUCGUGGUGGGCCUGUCGGCGCUCUCGCGCGGGGCGCCCGUGGACAAGCUUCGGUGGGCGUUCCAGCUGUACGACUUGAACGGCGACGGCAUCAUCUCGCGCGACGAGAUGACGGACGUCAUCGUCUCCAUCCACAGCCUGGUGGGCGCCCCCCACCACCAGCCAGACGAUGACGAUCCGGACUCCGUCAGGGACCACGCCAACAGGGUCUUCCAGAAACUGGACCUGAAUCAAGACGGUGUUGUGACCAUCGACGAGUUCAUCGAAACUUGCUUAAAGGACGAGAACGUGAUGAAGUCACUGGCCAUCCUCGACACGGUGCUAUGAGAGUGCCAGAAACAAUAGGCCGCUUUUUUUUGUC